This is a messenger RNA of Engraulis encrasicolus (European anchovy), 5415 nucleotides long. It is a transcript of the gene tbc1d25, whose product is annotated as TBC1 domain family, member 25. Lineage: Eukaryota; Metazoa; Chordata; Actinopteri; Clupeiformes; Engraulidae. Gene Ontology annotation, cellular component: autophagosome. Gene Ontology annotation, molecular function: GTPase activator activity. The transcript has 7 exons. The record is from RefSeq and is a predicted model, not a curated record. Gene Ontology annotation, biological process: regulation of autophagosome maturation; activation of GTPase activity. Bases 154 to 2922 code for a protein of 922 amino acids.
GAUAGCGAUGUUUUCACUGUACCAGACAAAGCGUUGCGUGGAGAGAAAAACGGCUUGUCCACAGCUGCUGUUUGUUUUCAUCCUCAUUUUCAUGGCACUCUAACGUAAAGUGAAACAACAAAUUCCGUUGGAUUAUCGAGAGGUCUCCCCAUCAUGGCAGCAGAGGAGGAGAGGUCGGUUGUUCGUGUCAAAGUCAAGAAGUGUGAGGGGAUGCUGCCGGUGGAAUGCCGCACGUUUGCUGUGGACCCCCAGAUCACCUCGCUGGAAGUCCUACAGCACAUCCUCAUCCGGGCCUUCGAACUCAACGGAAAGAGGAAUUUCGGCAUCAGCUACCUAUCUCGCGAUAAAGCGGGGGUGGAGGUGUACCUUACUCUCCUGUCGGACUGGGAUUUGGACGCUGCCUUUGUCUCGGCAGCUAAGCCACACCUGCAGCUCAAGAUGGACAUCAAACCAUCAGAAGACAGUCCCGUGCUGGAGGACUGGGACAUCAUCAGCCCCAAGGACGUGAUUGGCUCGGACCAGCUGACUGGCGAGCAGCAGAAGCAGCGUUCACUGACGUCGGCGGCGCUGCCCUUCACCCAAACGCUGCUGUCCCAGGUCACUGAGCCCUUCACGCAGUCCCUGCUCUCCCAGAUGGGUCGUACGUUGUCGCGAGUGCAGCAGGCCCUGAGCUGGUCUUAUGGGGAGGAGGUGAAGCCCUUCAAGCCUCCGCUGAGCGACACUGAGUUCCACAGCUACCUGAACGGCCUGGGGCAGCUCACGCGGCCCGAGGAGCUCCGACUGCGCAUCUACCACGGCGGAGUAGAGCCCUCGCUACGCAAAGUGGUGUGGCGAUACCUCCUGAACGUGUAUCCGGACGGCCUGACCGGUCAGGAGCGGAUGGACUACAUGAAGAGGAAGACGCGGGAGUACGACCAGCUGAAGCGGGAGUGGACGGCCCGGGUGGGCGGCGAGGACCUGGAGUUCAUCCGGGGCAACGUGAUGAAGGAUGUGCUGCGCACGGACCGCGCGCACCCCUACUACGCCGGCUCCGAGGACAGCCCCCACCUGACGUCCCUCACCGACCUCCUCACCACCUACGCCAUCACACAUCCACAGGUGUCUUACUGCCAGGGCAUGAGUGACAUCGCGUCCCCCAUCCUGGCCGUGAUGGACAACGAGGCGCACGCCUUCAUCUGCUUCUGCGGCAUCAUGAAGAGGCUGGAGGGCAACUUCCGGCCCGACGGCCAGCUCAUGUCUGUCAAGUUCCAGCACCUCAAGCUCCUGCUCCAGUACUCCGACCCGGAGUUCUACUCCUACCUGGUCUCCAAGGGCGCCGACGACCUGUUCUUCUGCUACCGCUGGCUGCUCCUGGAGCUCAAGCGGGAGUUCGCCUUCGACGACGCUCUGAGGAUGCUGGAGGUCACCUGGAGUUCGCUCCCGCCCGACCCCCCGGAAACCGAAGUGGAGUUGACCGGGCCGCCUCUCGAGCCGUCGGAGCAGGGAGAGAAGAAGACGUGUAGUUUGAAUGUUCCGUGCGGCGGUGGCGGCGGAAUGGGGGAAGGCGGCGUGGGUGGAGUGGGUGACGAGGGGACGGAAGGGGAACAGACGGAGAGGCAGAGGAGACGCCAUCAUAUGCUGCGGCCCUCGCGGGAUGAAGGGGACGGUGAACGCAAGACGACGCCGACGGCUUUGGAGGACGAGCCCAAGGUCAACGUUGCGGCCAGUCCGAGGCGAGACGGCGAAGGCGACUACUCCCCCGAAUUUGAAGCGAAAACAAACGGCAAUGCUUCUUCUGCUUCUCCUCCAGUAGUGGUUCCCCCAUUCGAGAAGCAAACCAGCUUCGGGGAGUUCAAAUACUACAGCGCCAGGAACGAGGACAGCUUUGAGCUGGCCAAGGAAUCCGUGGUCUCCACCCCAGAGUUCCACUCCUGCAGCUCCCAGUCCCCCGUGCCCAUUCGUCAGUCGACCGAGGACAGCGAGGAGGACCCUGGUGAAAGGGCACCUCUGAUUAGGAGCCCAGAGUCUUUGACUCAGGAGACCGAGCACAGGAGCUCACCCAACGGCCAAGCGUCUCCAAUUGUCCCCUUGCCUUCUCCUCAACUGCCCUCCUCCAAGAGCGCCGGCUCCAGCCAGUGUCUCACCACCUCCCCUUCCAUGUCCAACUGGAGAGGAGCAAGCUCUCCAGAAAGCCCGCCAUCCCACUACAGUGCGACUACUUUGGUCAACGGCAGACCAGCAUCUCCAGAAGAACCAUCUAGAAGACUUGCAUCGCCCACGCUACCCGCUAACGGGGCAUCGGCGGCUAACUCUCCUUCCACACUGCCUGGAAAGUCUAUCCUCUCCUCCCCGACGGUGUCCUACCCUCAGAACCGUUCGUUACUGUCCUCUCCCGUGCUGUCGUUCGCCAAGUCUCCCUCGCUCCCCAGGCCCUUUUCCAGCAACCUCCCCUCGCCCUGCUCCAGAGCCACCACCGCCGUCAACUCCCCAAACACUAGCGGCACCCCCAUCAAGCCUUGCUCCCUGCCGCCCCCGCAGGAGUUCGGCAAGGGCAACCCCUUCAUGCUGUUCCUGUGCCUGUCCAUCCUGCUGGAGCACCGCGACCACAUCAUCAAGAACAGCCUGGACUACAACGAGCUGGCCAUGCACUUUGACCGGCUGGUCCGCAGACACAAUCUGGGCCGGGUGCUGCAGCGGGCGAAGGCUCUCUUUGCUGACUACCUUCAGAGCGAGGUGUGGGACUCGGAGGAGGGUGACGAGGUGAGUCUAGACUCCCCGACUACGGCCGACACGAGUCUGCACUCGCCCACAAACAGGUCGGCAGUGAUCGGCCAGCAGUCCCCGACGCAGGCCAUGACGCCAUCCAACUCCACCUACAACCUUGCCUCCACCAUUCCUUCGCCUACAAAUCCCACAAUGCCUUUGGCUUCUCCCUCUUCCUGACUUGCGUCUCCAGCUUCCUUUUCGUCCACAGCCCAAACGAACAGAUGUGCAUUACAGAUCAAAUAUUACUGGUGGUUUAUCUGAGUUUUGUCCCUUCUACAGCGUUGGAAUAAGCGGAUUCCUACUUGAUCACGGCAAAACGCCCCAUCGCCCUACUUGUGUACUCUACUUGUCGGCCAUGUUGUCACAAAAGAGCUUCAAGUCCAGGACUCACUUUCUUUUUCCAAAAAUAUUCAUUGAGCUUCACCCACAUCUUCUUGCCUUUUGCCUUUUUUACAUUUCAGCCUUGUUGCAUCCGUGUUAUUUGGUGUGACAUUUGCUGUUGUCAGAUGUUUGAUUUUCAGGUUUACAGAUGAUCAGCAGUGGGUUUUGUUGAUUAUUGUUAAUGCUUCACCAAAGUCUACUGAAGGAAAUCUAGUGCUUCUUUAAUUUGACUGCUCGGAAUAUGGAUGUGCUUUGUGUUUAUUUUUUGGCUAAGUACUCAGAAACGUCAAUGUGAAUAUGCACACAUAUCCUAAUCUUGAUUAUUUUAUUGGGUCUACAAAACAAAUUUACUUCUGUUUUCAAAUUUAUAUUUGUGAUGAAACUUGACUUGUUUUUUUUCCUGAUCACAUUUACUGCUGUACAUCUCUGUACAUUAAAAGGAAUGCAUAUAACUGGUAUUUGCCUUUAACGCUUUUAGGAUCUUAGACAUAUUAUUGGAGCAUUGAAAUAGUCCAUUCCAAAGAGAAAACAGUGUUUUUAGCUGUAAAAAUAUAUAUUUAAAAGUCUGACUACGGUCAUUGGCGAAAGCUGUUUAAAACCAUCAAGUAAUGUAAGUCUGGGUUUACCUUGAAGGGAUCUACAAUACUAUAUUUCAGUAUUUUCUUUUUGCUUUGUUUUUUCUUCUUCUGUGAAACGGUUUAGACUGUAGCAAUAUGUGGCAAGCUGGCUUAUAAAUGUGAAAACAUGCCUUGCCACACACAUACAAAUACAAAAACACAGACAGGAGCUUUUGUAUUUCCUGUUGUCUCUGAUCUCAAAUUGAAUGACUGGAACACUUUGACUGUGUAGCUCCACUUCUCACAGCAUACCAUUGCUACUGAAAUAGAUGUCUGACUACAGACGGCUUAUUUCAGUUCUCCCUUUGUACCUGGGAACAACUGAAGGUCGCCUGUCUCGGAGGUUACACAACUAUGAUCUACAAUGUGAUGAUGUUACUUUGACACGUUUUCCUUGUUCCUUUCUGUGUACUGAGACGGUGCGCAUGACUGAACAAAGUAAUCUACGGAAUAUAUUUAACUACAUAAUCAGAAAAGCAGAUUAAUCAUACUUUGCAAAUUUAGUUGAAAUGAUCUAUUGUGUAGUUAACUUUCGAGAUGUAUUACUUUCAAUGUUAUACCUUCUCAUGAGUAGAAUCUUGGAUUAUCACAUAGCUGAUAAUCAAUAUAAAAUGUCCAGAUUUUUAUGUCACUUUAUUUGUACAGGGACCACUGAACUGAACAAACAGACAUAUGGCAUUGGAUACAAUACAGUAAAGAGUAGAGGUGGUGACCCCGGGUCCGAAAGUAAAAACUCUGCCAGUGCCACAGUUUCUCUCCAACACAGGUGACUUCCAUGAGGUCAUCGCGAGUGCUUGUUACGAUCAGUUGACUCCUGAUAUUUGUGGCAAAGUUGUUAUUUUCUGAUUUUGAGAUUGACACCUCAGGUAAUGAAUGGGCCAUUGUGUCUUUCUUUAAUGCGACUUCCUUACUUGUGAAGUCUUGGCAGCCAAUUGGGAUUCUUGUUAAAGCCAUAGAUGCACAAUGUAUGGUAUAGUAUGUUAUAUAACUACACAGCCCACCCAUGGGCGCAAGUCAACAUCCUUCCUCCUGUCUUUUCCUGUGACCUCUGACUUUGUGGCGUGAGGCUCGACAUCAUUGAGGACCACAGUUUUUAUUUAAUAUCUUGCAAAACACACAGUUGAAAGAUCUUUGAUUUACAAUUUGGGUUUUGAAUGGAGGAAAGCCCCACUAAGGUAGCUCUGUGCUGGUUGACAGCGGGGAAACCUUAUUGUUUUCCUCAAAGAGGCAGGGUAACACCGCGUCAGGAGAACAGAGGCCACUGGAACAAACAGAAGGACAUAGUUUGGCUUGCACACAAAGUGUUGAAAUGUGUGCUUUGCACAACUGCCCCAGGUCCUGUGAUUGGGAGAAUUCCUGACUGAAAUGAUUUACAUGUCUUAACACCAAGUGUUCUUUUGGUUUCUUCAAUUAUUUUCCUUCACAUUUACAAGUGCUUUUCUUUCAGUAGGUUCCUCACAUGGACCGAAAGUAUAUAUCCUGAAAUGGGAGGUAUUAAAAGGCCUUGUGUUUAUGUGUGAUUAUUAUAUUAUUUAGUAAUGAACAUAUGUGAGUAUAUCUUUUUUGUUUUGUAUAUUUAUGCAUUGGAAAUGUUGCUGGAGUGAAUGCUAGCAAUACAGAUAUUUGUACAAUAAACUACUCCAAUGUAAAUAUUGUGUUAAUUUGCUUGUCU